Molecule: messenger RNA, 729 nt
Organism: Entrophospora candida
Lineage: Eukaryota; Fungi; Glomeromycota; Glomeromycetes; Entrophosporales; Entrophosporaceae
Source: the annotation of a GenBank genome assembly
AUGGCGUCAUUAGUGGUAAUAUUCAAAUUGGCAAAACUGGAACCACUAUCAGCGGUGCCAAAUAUAAUGAAUGGAUCGGUGUCAAAUGAUACCACUACGUUAACAAUAAGAAUAUCGUUAACAGUAGAGUUAACAAUGCCCACACAAGAAAGUGUAGUUUCUGACCAUUUUCACAUUAUAACGAGUGGAUUUGAGAAGGUUGGAACUCCACCAAAAAUUCUAACGAGCACAACUACUUAUGGAGUUGUUCCUAAUGUACCCUAUAAAACCGUAGCUCUUCCAUCCAACUAUGCAUAUAGUGUAAGACUAGCGCCACCAUCCUCUGAGCUUUCUUCUCCUCUGUUCGGCACGUCUGUUAAAGGGAAAGAUAAAUCAAAAAAUAGUGGAUACGGAUUUGCUGUUGCUUUAUAUGACCCAGAUAUCGAUAAAGUUUACCUAGAUAAAGAAUGUGGAGCUGAUGGUUAUGCUUGUUAUGCUGUUGACACUGUUGCCACAGGAUCUAGCGCCAAAAUUUGUGUCGUGAUUAUAAACCCUACGAAGAACAACGCGAUUCUUAAUGUGGUUGUCUCUUUCUCGGCGGAAUCCAUCUUCAUCUCCAACGAUCUCAAUUCAAACUCAAAUCUCUUCAAUUUUGCCGUCACAGAUAUUCCCGCUAAUGAAACAAUACCCAUCAACUACAAGGAAUAUGUUGCAACUGCUCAAUUGAGCAAAAGAUAUUAUAAAGGUUAA